UGAAUUUCAGGGCCACAGAAUUCGUAGUUCCAAGGGAACACUCCAAUACCAAAUUUGACUUUGCCUUCACUCUUGGUCUUUUGAUAAUUGAAUAAAAAAGUUACAUUUUAUAAAAUGAACCAAUAGUAAAUUUAUUGCAUGUGUGUGCUUUCCAAAGUGGUAAUUAAUUACUCCUGAGUGCUUCUUCAGCUAUUUUGGUAUUUAAGAUGGCCUACUCCUCCAGCCUUUUGUUUCCUGAGUGGUGGUUGGCUUCCAGUCUGGGCAGAUGAAGGCAUUCCUGGGGUUCAGAGGGCUGUUUCUCCCUCUUUCCUUGAUGUGGACUUGUGCUGGGGACUGGUCAGCUAUUCAAGUACAAUGCACCAACUCUUGGUUCUAUGCCAGGAUUAAACCCACGAUAUUUCACAAUAUUUAUAUGGCACCUGAUGAAGCAUUUUUAGGAGAUUACUGUGCUGUAACCCGUUUUGAACCAGAAGUUUUCUAUGAGUUUCUCUACCAUCUUCAUGACUGUGGCAUCAUUAUUAAAAUUCUCCAAGAGACUCUUCUGCUUAAAACUAAAAUCAUGUACGUCUCAAAACUCUCCAACAACCAAGCUGAAAUGCCCUUGUCCUGUGUUGUUCGCCAGUGA
This is a messenger RNA of Loxodonta africana (African savanna elephant), 625 nucleotides long. RefSeq names its product oocyte secreted protein 1 (gene OOSP1). The transcript has 3 exons. Bases 266 to 625 code for a protein of 119 amino acids. The record is from RefSeq and is a predicted model, not a curated record. Lineage: Eukaryota; Metazoa; Chordata; Mammalia; Proboscidea; Elephantidae.